Symbiodinium natans is the source of this 1434-nucleotide messenger RNA. Lineage: Eukaryota; Dinophyceae; Suessiales; Symbiodiniaceae. The record is from the annotation of a GenBank genome assembly.
AUGGCUGAGGUGAUUUGCGCUGUUUGCUUGGAAGAGAUCCUGCCGUCGGAGCGGCGCUCACAAGCAGCUCCAGACACUGGCUGCAUCCACACAUUCCACUGGGAAUGCAUCCGGACAUGGUUCCGAGUGAAAGCUGCAUGCCCUAUUUGCAAUACAUCUCUCCUGGAAGACGGGAUCUUCGAAGUUGACCCCGAGACCGGCGAGCAGACCUACCAUCGCAUCCGGCCAGAAGGUGUGCGAGGCUCCCUCCAUGCAGUGGCCGCAGCCGGCAACGCUGCCGACGUGCAACGCCUCAUUGCCAGUGGGGCGAAUGUAAACCGGACCACCCUUGGUGGAGUGGCGCCCUUACACAUGGCUGCACAUAAUGGGCAUGCGGAGGUGAUCGCGAGGCUCCUGGCAAGUGCUGCGGAAGUGAACCAGCUGGCACCAGGUGGCACGACAGCUUUGUACAUAGCAGCUCAGGGUCAGCAUGCGGACGCCGUCGCGCGGCUUCUUGCGGGCGGGGCCUCUGUGAACUUGCCAGUCGACGGAGGCGGCACAGCUUUGCAUGUUGCGUCUCAGAAUGGGCAUACGGAGGCUGUGGCCUGGCUGUUGGCAGGGAGUGCUGAAGUGGAUGCGGCUAUGGAAGGUGGCAUUACGCCCUUGUUCAUGGCCGCACAGAGCGGCCACAUUGAGGUGAUCGUCCGUUUGCUGGCGCAGGGGGCCUCCGUCAACGUAACAGCUGAAAAUGGCGCCACGGCGCUGCACUAUGCAUCCCUCCAUGGGCACGCUGAGUCUGUGGCGCGGUUGCUGGUUGCGCGCUCUGACGUCAAUGAAACCACACGCAGUGGCGGCACAGCUCUCCACGUUGCGGCACAGAGCGGACACACAGAAGUGGUGGCCUGGUUGCUGGCCGGCCGAGCAGACGUGCACAAGGAGAUGGUGGGUGGGUCGACAGCUCUCUACCUCGCCUCCCUCGGCGGUCAUUCCGAGGUCAUCGCUUGGCUCCUCGCGAAGCAGGCCCAGGCAGACGUGCCUCCAGCAUCUGCAUCUCCCCUGUACGCAGCCGUGCGCAGUGGCCACGAAGAAGCUGUAAGCAGACUACUUUCAGGCAACGCGGAUCCCAACCGCCCAUCAUCAGUCCGGGGCCCCUCGCCGAUGCGAGCGGCUGUGCUGAACGGCCACACGGAGGUCAUCGGGAGACUGGUCACUGGCGGCGCAGUUGUCAACCCAGAUGAUGUCUGGGCUGCGCUGCUGCUGGGCAAUUUGCGAGGCGCCAGGCGGCUGGCAAAGGCUACAGGUUAUUCCUGGGCCUUGCUGCGGCGCGGCUGCUGGCUUCUGGCAGGCCUGGUGGGCACCUGCGCCGCGACCUACGCCUUGUCGGGUGCACUCCUUCAGCGAGCCGUGGCGGAGCUGCUGCUGCUGGAGGGCCUCCCGCAGCCCAUAGCCGAGUAG